This is a messenger RNA of Mobula hypostoma (lesser devil ray), 3999 nucleotides long. Its product is annotated as selenoprotein Pb-like. Gene Ontology annotation, cellular component: extracellular region. The transcript is spliced from 6 exons. Gene Ontology annotation, molecular function: selenium binding. NCBI's taxonomy places the organism in Eukaryota, Metazoa, Chordata, Chondrichthyes, Myliobatiformes, Myliobatidae. Gene Ontology annotation, biological process: selenium compound metabolic process. The record is from RefSeq and is a predicted model, not a curated record.
UUAUUUUAGUACGGCCGCCUUUCACGGUUAAGGCGUUGUUAGGUGGCCUUCGUGUUGCAUUGGAUGUGGACAAGGAACAGCGUUUCAAUUUUGCCGUCUUGCAUCUGCUGCCACUUCUACUCGUGCGUUUGGGAACGGCGAUGAAGCAGCGCACAAAAUGCCCGAGGAACACGGAGAACGAUGAAGUUUCCACGGAGGGAAAUGGAACCUACGAAGGAUACUGAUGGGGCUGGAGAGAACUUCAAUUGCCAUUCUUUUUGGGUUAAUAAUCUCCCUGGCGGCAGCGCAGAAUGACAUCAGAAUCUGUCGGGUGGCUCCUCACUGGCAGAUUGGCCGUCAAAUACCAAUGGAGGAACAGUCUGGACAAAUUACCGUGGUGGCCCUUCUCAAAGCAAGCUGAUGGUUCUGUCUAAAGCAGGCUGCCGUAUUAGGCAAAUUGCGUGACAAGCUUGUCCAUCAGGGCCUAACGGGCAUACAUUACAUGAUUGUGAACGAUAAAGCAUCUGAAUCCAGGAUCCUGUAUUGGAAACUCAGAUCCAGCGCUCCCAAAGAUAUCCCUGUUUACCAGCAACAACUAUUUCAACCUGAUGUUUGGCGUAUCUUGGGGGGUGUCAAGGAUGAUGUCUUUGUCUAUGAUAGAUGUGGUAAAUUGACCUUUCAUGUCACGUCACCACGUAGCCAUUCAUAUUUCCCCUAUGUUGAAGCAGCAAUUCGAGCCACAUACAACAGGGAUAUCUGUGGGUUCUGCAGAUUCAAUAACAACACACUGGAGACGGUCUCAUCACCCUCUACAGAACCAAAUUAAUUCGAUCUAACAUCACGGGUUUGAAACUGAGGCUUUUGAAAAUCGCCUGCAUGAGUGCCAUAUGUGACCAACUAAAUCUUAACAGGAGCCUAUUAUGAAAAUACUCAACUUCAUUUCAGUGGCCUUAACUGCUUAGAUGCCAAUGUUGACCCUAACGGGGUACUAAGUUUUGUUUCAGAAACCUAGUUUGAUAUUAACUAUCUCGAAGCAAUUUAAUUUAUAUUUGGGAAUCUCCGACGACUGCAGUCUAAUUUGGUUAAGCUCUGUUGACUGGUCUUUUGAACAACUUUUUUCAAGGUGUGCCUCAAACCAGAUAGCCCUCUGAAUAUAGGAAAACCAGUGUGAUCUCAGCUGAAUACUGCCUUUUGUCAUGCAUCCCAUGUAUGUGGUAUGAAUCAGUGCUAUGUGGAAUGAACAGGGGCUAAGAAUAAAUCAGAUUCUAACCUUUUAAGCCAGUAUAAAGUAAUUUGUAAAGAAAGAGGAACACAGGGAUGUCCCAUUUCUUGUUAUCCACAGACAUAACUAUGAAUAUUCAUUAUGGGAGUGGUGGGGGGGGGAGUAUUGCAGGAGAAUUUGCAUUGCCUUGGCAGAAAUGCUGCAAGAUAAAGUAUGUAUCAAUAUUUUGAUGUUGGCUUUACGUGUACUAUUCAGUGUGAGUUAUUCCUCUAGUUUUAUUGUGCUUAAUGAAGUCUUUGGUUCAAACUAGUUACUAGUAACUACAGACUGACCACUGCACAAAAAGCUUAAAGGAAAAGUUUUUAACUGACUUGUACAGACUGCUAGCAUCACUUAGAACAUAAGACCAUAUGAAAUUAAAGAAAGUAGGUCACUUGGUUCCUUGUGUUUGCUCAGCCAUUCAAUAAGAUAACGGAUGAUUCAAGUGUCUAGGUCCAUCUUCCCGCCCAUAAACUUCGAUUGCCUUACUAACUUUGGGGGGGGGGAGGGGGGAAGAAAAAAACUAUCCGUUCCAUCGCAGCUUUGAACAUAAUCAAGGAUUCAGCCUCCAUAACUUUCUUGGGCAAACAAUCCAAUAGGGAUUCAGCCCUUUGAGAAAAAUUCUUGCUCACCAAUUUUGUAGUUAGCCCUUAAUUCUGCGAUUUUUGCCCUCUGCUAGACUAACCAGUGAGGGCAACAUUCUACCAGCAUUUACCCUAUAUUGUGCUAAGAAUGUUGUAUGUUUCAAUAAGAUCAUCUCUCAUUUUGUUAAACUUCAAUGAUUGUCAACUUUUCCUCCCAACGCAAUCCCUGCAUACAUUCCUGAAUUGACUCCAUAUAUAUAUAUUUCUUCAAAUAAGGGGAGUACAUGGCGCCCUUUAAAUUUUGGUAAGAUUUGUAUGUGCAUUGCUUUGCAAUAAAAGCCAGCAUUAUGUUAGCUUCCUGACUGCCUACUUUAGCUCUAUGUGAGCUUUGUGUUUCAGAAGAGUAAAUGUCCCUCUAAAAUCCUCCAUGUCCCACACCCCUUUUACGGUACAUUGUGGUUCGAACAAGAUUAUAUGAUAUAAAUGAAGUACCACACACUGACUUUUCCUCUAUAAUAACCUUGUGAUAAUUUCACUUUUAACCAUAACCACAAUUUUAAUUGACAUUAAUUUCUCUGUCUGACACUGAAUGCAGCUUAUUCUGGAGAUCACUCGGAGAAGCCUGAUCCAAGUUGUACAGGUGAUCAUGCUUCACAGCAGAUCCCCUGCAAUCUGCCUUCUAACUUUGAAUAUUAUGUGUAUGUAAAGUUCAUAACUGUACAUGAUUUUGAAGAUAACUCGUGAUCAGAGGAAGGAAUCUAUUUCUAUAUGUAUGGGUGAUCAGUCAUUGUUUCAUUAUAAGCUUGUUGAAUUUGGACUGAAUCCCCCUUAUUUCCAACAAACACGCCUGAUAAUUUGAUUGUCACCCCUUCCCACUAUGAUUGUAGCAUCUUUUUCUUGAUCUUGUUCAUUUGCUGCUGGUCUGAGAAAUGAUUGCUUCUCACUCCUGUAUCUGUGAGCUUGGCUAUUUUCCUUUCAAGGCAAGGUACUCUGGUUUUAUCAUUAUCACACUGUGUUCUGAUAUGGAAAUAGUUUGGUUUAUCUGCACUUCAAAAGUUGCUGAAUUAAUUUCAUUCCAGCUACAAUUUGAGCAUUAACAUUUCCAAAGGCUUUGAAUUCAGGUUUGGUGAGACUAUGCUGUUAUUUUUUUAUGGAUUUGUGAAUCUUCAAUACAGCCAAAUCAGAUCACUGCGGUUCUAAGAGGGGCACGGGCAGUUCACUUCCUUCAGCUCACAACUUAUUUUAACAAUUCAUCUGGCUUUUCAUGGCAUGUUUGUAAAUAAAACUUAAUUAGCUUUUAGUCAUUUUUGUUAAGUGGAAUAGAUGUGUUCUUGCUAUUUAGAUAAGUUACAAAUGCAUUUAGAAAGCGGUUGUUUCUAAUUUACUAAUCUCAAACACUUUACUUUUUCAUUGUCAACCUUUUUAUUUGGUUUAGUUCCCUCCUCUGGUACAUUUACGCCUUUUUCUGCUGUGCCUGAAAUCUUGGCAGCUAGGAGAUGAUUUGCAUAUUUCGUUACAUUCCUGUAUCUCUCAGCUUAGUUGAAGAUCUGGGACUUUAUGGGCGGUGGAAACAAACUCAAUCAAGCAUUUUAAAAGGGAGUUUCCCAUGUGCUUGAGGGGAAAAAUAACUUGCAAAGCAAUGGGGGAAAGAAUACGAUUAAAGUACUUUUUUUAAAAAAGGGAAAUAUACUUGGGUGUGCUGAAUAACUUCUUCCUGAGUCAAAAUAAUUUCAGGAAAGCCAGAGCAUUCUUGUGACUUACACAAGAUCAAUAAUUUAGUAGUGUCUGAUACCAAAUUUACAAUGUUAGUGCUUUGCUAAAAUUAUUUUCCCCUUACUCAGAUUACUGAUGUAAGUGACUUAGUGUUUAAGUAGGAUUCUGUUGUUAGCAAUCCUUCAAUUCUUUGACUUCGGCUGGGAUUUUGUUAUCAAUCUGCAUAAUGUGGUCCGGGUAUGUGUGAUACUAGCAUAUUUACUGAUUUGUUGGUGUCACCAAUUUUAGUUUCAGAUUUCCAACAUCUGCAUUUUUUUGCCUUUUGAUUAUGAUGUUUAUCUUAAAAAUAUUAUCAACUGUUCUUUGUAAUUGUAACAAACUUUGGUUAUCAUGUUAAAUAUAAUUUGAAUUUCCAGUUUUCUUCUAAUAUGCACAAAUAAGUGAAUAAAAGUUUACUGGAUA